Messenger RNA from Aegilops tauschii subsp. strangulata, 890 nucleotides. The record is from RefSeq and is a predicted model, not a curated record. Lineage: Eukaryota; Viridiplantae; Streptophyta; Magnoliopsida; Poales; Poaceae.
UUCAUUGUGCUGUUUCUUGCUGUUUCUUCAGUGCUCACUAGUUGCUAGUGUUAGACUGCUACCAGUGGGUUAAGAUUAUUCUUCAGUGCUCACUAGUUGCAAGUGUGAUCAUUCUAUGAAAGUUCAAUCUGAUUUGCUACGAAUCAGUGUGUGCCGGCCGGCUACACGCAACGCUGUAUGGUCUUCUGACCGCUGAGCUAGGAAGUUGCAGACGUGAUCGGCAGUAGUUAAUUACAAAGAGUAGAAAUCAGUAUCCUAUUUUAAUUAGUGUGGUGCAUGCCACUGAAAGGAUCCUGACAUGUGGUUAGUUAUGCUUAUGAACCAAGCUGCACGUUAUGUACUGCCAUCAUAUAAAUGCCUGCCAUGUUCUUCAUCUCCCCUCCCUCUGAUUCCUCCCGCCUGUGUUUUGUUUUGUGUAUCAGAUCUGUAGAAGCUGCCGCCGCCGCCGCUGCCGCUGCCGCUGUUGCAGGUGGAACAGGAAGAAGCCCUCAUGGCUGCCGCACAUCCGAAGUGGCGAGCGCCACCCCAUUUUUUUGGGCUGCGACUUGAUGGUCAUGCUGCUGUUUUGCUCUGCUUGAUAAUUCCAAUCAGAUCAUUGUCAACACUAUCAUCAUCAGGAUCUAAUGUUGUUGAGGAUGCUGGUGCUAUGACAGAAGAUCAAGGAAGCCUCGAGAUCCGCACCACAGUUUUAGUUGAUGUUGCUAGUUUGCCACCAUGUUUUGAAUAUUUGAUGUUGUUGAUGUUGCUAGUUUGCCACCGUGCAUAUGCUAUUGGACAUGCAAACAUGUAUGUGAUGUUGUGAAUAUUUGAGCGAAUGAUUCUGUAUUUAAUAAUUUAAUAGAGAAUUUUUUUUCUGUUGAAAUGUGUAAUAUUGAAAUCUGUGAAUGAAA